This is a messenger RNA of Oncorhynchus keta (chum salmon), 5154 nucleotides long. It is a transcript of the gene rtkna, whose product is annotated as rhotekin a. The record is from RefSeq and is a predicted model, not a curated record. Lineage: Eukaryota; Metazoa; Chordata; Actinopteri; Salmoniformes; Salmonidae. The coding region runs from base 1724 to 3742 and encodes 672 amino acids. Gene Ontology annotation, biological process: actomyosin contractile ring assembly; mitotic cytokinesis; signal transduction. The transcript has 13 exons. Gene Ontology annotation, cellular component: actomyosin contractile ring.
GAAAGUUAUACUGUUAAUAAAUUCACUGAUGCUUGGAAAACACAUUUUUUUCUCAUAAACAUAUACGCCUGACAUCUUUAAUAGGCUACUACUUAGAAAUACACUUCGAUUGCAAGGCCAAAUUGUAGACUAUUUAUUAGGCUACAACUUGGAAAUACACUUCCCAUCGAUUGCAAGCCCUAAAUUGGAGACUAUUUUUAGAGUAUCAAAUUCAGUAAUAGACCUAUAGUGUCAACUGAUAGUUUUCACAAUUUCAUUAAUGAUACUAGCAAUUUUUUUGUUGUUAUAUUUAAAUUGGAGAAUUCCAUCCAUUAGCCUGUUUUCCGUUUGAGGACGCCUCUUUUUAAAUUGACAGGGUUUUCCUGAAUAGUCUAUAAUACAUUAUUAAAUAAGCAAUGGAAAGGUUUAUGUCAUACGGGACUUGUAUUGUCAAAUAUGCAUUUUAAUUGACCAUCCCAAAAGCCCCGGUGUCCGACAUUAUGCAUAAUAGUUCCCUCUCGUCCGUGAAUAUACAGAAACGAACGAUAUCCACUCUUAAAAUAUGAAUAAUUCAGAUAUUUUUCUCAUCUCAUUCAGUGUCACCGUUGCCUUACGAUAGCGAGGUUUUCAGGGGUUAGCCUUUCAUUUGCUGUUAGGUUGGGCAUAUUUUUUUCUUGUUUUAUCUAAGUGUGGUAAUGCGCCAUCUGACACGGUUUUAAUAUCACUUGUUAUCAAGUGUCUGAAAAGAACAAAGCUAUCCCCCUCGCCACUUCCUUUUUUUCAGAUGCCCAUUUAAUUGUUUGGUAUUUCGUAUUUGUUUAUUUUAAAGGGAGUGGAGUCUCUUUCUUUCUUUUUUUCUCCCACUUUGUGUUUAAUGCUCCGUUUCGAAAGGCGCGUUGUACGGGUUAAUUUAGCGCGAGUUCCCCCGGCUCCUGUAGCGAUUAUUGCGCACAGUGGGGUUGCUGUGCUGUUGGUUCUCGCGGAGGCGAUGCCCUUUUGCGGAGAGGUCUUGUCACAGUGGACAGACGGCACCCUCACAAUCAGGACGCAAGGACACAAAGAGAAUAAUUGCAUUAAAAAGGACCAUUCUUUCCGCAACUGCCCAGGAGGGGUGUUGACUGUGGGUGUUUGAGAGGCCCUUUGUUUCUUGAAAAGAAGUAGCCAAGAAAAUGCACUGUGGACUUGCUGUAUGUUUUAUGAACAGUGUUACUGUAUACUGUUAGGGCGCUCGCACACGUCUCUCUACCUCUUUGGUUCGCGGAAAAGUCAGUGCUGUGCAGUUUUAACAGAGAAACUGGUUUGAAUAGUUCGAAAGACAAAAAGUUUAUGGCGUAUGCCCUUUGCGCGUUGGAUUUGGAGACCGCUGCGCGCCUCCAGUACUUUAUCUAACAGUACAUUCUCAAAAUUAGUAUUUUCUCUAAAUCUUCAUGUUACUGUCUGCUAAGUUUUUCAUUUGCCACCAUAAGCGUUCGUAGCAUUUUUUCCCUUGGGAAUUUGAGUUCUCAGCUCCCUUAAACGCCUCACAUUUGUAACAAAUUCAUUUUAAAAGGGGGGCGUGGAAGUGAAAACCUUAAAUCAUAGGCUACCUCAAUUUGUGGAUAUUUCUUCGAGGGAUGCCAAUGGACAGAUACGCUGACAUGGAGGACAAACUGCGCAUUUUGGAGGACCUGAACAUGAUGUACAUUCGCCAGAUUGCCCUGAGUUUACAGCUUAUGCCUGCCCAUACCAUAACCCCACCGCCACCAUGGGGCACCCUGUUCACAACGUUGGCAUCAGCAAACCGCUCGCCCACACGAUUCCAUGCACGUUGUCUGCCAUCUGCCCGGUACAGUUGAAACUGGUAUUCAUCCAUGAAGAGCACACUUCUUCAGCAUACCAGUGGCCAUCGAAGGACAGUAACAUCCAGAAGAAAAUAGACCAUGAGAUCCGGAUGCGUGACGGGGCCUGUAAGCUGCUGGCUGCGUGCUCCCAGAGAGAACAGGCCCUGGAGGCCUCCAAGAGCCUGCUCACCUGCAACACCCGCAUCAUGGCCUACAUGUCGGAGCUGCAGAGGAUGAAGGAGGCCCAGGUCAUGCAGAGGGUUGCACUAAGGUCAUCGGACGCAGGGCCCACGGACGACAGACUACCCUGUAAAGGAAAGGUGGCCAUCUCAGACCUGCGGAUCCCUCUCAUGUGGAAAGACACAGAGUACUUCAAGAACAAAGGAGAGCUGCAUCGGUGUGCAGUGUUCUGUCUGCUCCAGGUGGGGGCGGAGAUCCACGACACAGACAUGGUGAUAGUGGACCGGACACUCACCGACAUCUGCUUUGACAACACCAUAGUGUUCAGCGAGGCCAGCCCGGGAUUUGAACUGCGCGUGGAGCUGUACAGCUGCUGUUCAGAGGAGGACUACUCCACAGGGAGCACGCCUCGGAAACUAGCCAGCAAACUGAGCAGCUCUCUGGGCCGUUCGGCAGGGAAGAAGCUCCGCGUCGCCAUGGACCCUGGAGCCUGCAGCCCCAUCAGCAACGGAGGAGGAGCCACACUGCUGCUGCCUCUGCCCACAGUGGUGGGACCGAAGUACCAUCUCCUGGCCCACACCACCCUGUCACUGUCACACGUCCAGGACAGCUUCCGCACACAUGACCUCAGCAUCUCGGGCAACGAGGAGUGUUCACACUGGGUGCCUCUCUACGGCAAUGUGUGUUGUCGCCUGGCUGCCCAGCCUCACUGUAUGACCCAACAGAUGAUGAGCGGCUGCUUGAAGGUCAAGCAGUUUGGAGGUGACCCUCAGAGUUGGACAAACGUCUACGGCGUCCUUAAAGGGACAAACCUUUUCUGUUAUCACCGGCAAGAGGAUGUAGAGGCUAACAUAGAGCCAGCUUUUACCAUUUCCAUCAAUAAGAAGACGAGAAUACGGGCGUCGGAGAAGGACCUCCACAAUAAGGCCCAGAGCAUCUGUAUCAGUAACCAUUAUGGAGGAGAGGAGGUGACACACACACUCUCAGCAGACAGUCGUGAAGACACACACCGCUGGAUGGAGGCCUUCUGGCAACAGUUCUAUGACAUGAGCCAAUGGAAGCAGUGCUGUGACGACCUAAUGAAGAUUGAGCUGCCAUCGCCCCGGAAACCAACCCUGGUCACAUCGAAACAGGGUUCUCUUUACCAUGAAAUGGUUAUUGACACCUCUGAUGACAUCAGCACGGUGACGGACAUCCUGGCGCGGCGGAUGCAGGAGCUGGAGCUGAGGAGCCAGCUGGGGACCUCUCCUCCCUGGAUGUCCCUGUUCGAGGACUCUCCUGGUUGCCCCCGCACCCACAACCGCCUCCCCCACAGCCCCCUGCGCUGCCCCCGGCCCGGCCUGCUCUCCUCAGAAGCCAGCCUGACCUCGGACAGCGACAGCCCCUGCAGCACCAGCCCUUGCUCCCGCCACAGUGGCUGGGCAGAGCCCCUCUCCCUCUCCUCCCCCUCCUCACACUUCCGCCCCCGCACCCUAUCCCUGGACGCCAAGCUCAGCACCCUCCGGGGCAGGGGGUGUGGAGGGGUGUUACAGUGCUCCUGUCAGCCCCCCUCCUCCUCCCUUGCCCCCAUCCCAGCCCAACGCGUCCCCCAGGCCACCCUGUCCUGCUCCAACUCUACCUCCAGUAACAGCUCCAGCGAGGGCAGCCACAGCCCUGAGUUGUCAGACGGCACCCCUUUCUCACACCCCUCUUCGGCCCGUCAGAGCCUCAGGAACUUGAGGGCUAAACUGGACCCCCGGAAUUGGCUCCAGAGCCAGGUAUAACCAAGCUCAGACCCCCAAAUCACCCAAGGCCCUGGUAAGAACUGACAGGAAGGAAGCCCCCACUUCCUCGAUGAUGAAAGGGCAUUGGUGUUAACUGGAAUGACUUCAAUCUAAUGACAGGAGAAUUGUCAGUGUAUGGGAAUGUUUAGUAUCUGAGUGUGGUCAUAGGGUUGUUGGUGUAACUUGUGAUCUAUUCAAAUGGCUAGACCCACUGUCGUCGGUAAUGGCAAUUAAAUCCUGCCAGAAAAAGUCCUCUGAAACUACUAAUACACUGAUUUGCUUAUUGCAUGAUUGUGCUCGAAGUCAAGGAAUGUGUUGUUUCAGAUCUUUAAACUGCUCAGAAAGUGAAUGAAUUUUGAAAACUCAACUUAAUGCAACUGUGCUCCCAUUAAUUUACUGUGCUGCUUGUUACUACUACUACUACUGUGAUAACAUCCGGGUCACUUCCUCUGCUGGGUUUCCAGAACUUCCCCUACAUUCAUGAACACAUUGUAGGCCUAAUACACAUCAACCAAUAUUUGAGUUCACCAGGACAUUCCGUUAAGAAACCUGACUGCAAUUAUUUGUACCGAUGUAUGGAGUAAUUAUAAUGAAUUGAAGGAAGCCAAAGGUAAUGUACUACAUAAUCACGAGAAGCCAUAUUAACUCCUGUGUUACACUGCCUCAUUCAAGUACUGUGUGCAAAUGUACUGACCUUGAAGAGCGUAGAACCUGGGAAUGUGCAUACAUGGGUGAAGAAUUUUGGAAUCCCACAACUCUGACCUCUUAGUUUGUGGUACUACAGUCAUAAUGUUAUGCCCGGCAAACCGGUCUCAAAAUUCUGCUGCAAUACCAUAUGAAACAUUGUAAUCGAUCAAGUAUGCAAUGCAGGACAUAUUGAUCUCUAGAAAAUAUUGUGUUGUGUUUUUUUUGUCUUGAAAUAGUGUAGUCUUUCACCUAAUGCCAAGCAGCUGAUUGUAUCGGUUAAGUGAUGAGGUGGGCAGGGGUAGGUGUGUCUCUGGUCUGUGCAGUAAAGCCUAACAAUCCCUGUGUUCUAAUGGACUUUCUAACAUGCUACUGUGUCACAAGGGCUCGCAGCUGGCUCACUCCUUUUUACUCAGAGCAAAACAACUGUACAUGCUUCAAAGUGGCAUUUGUUACUGUAAAGUUUUUUUGUAAUAAGUUAACAAAACUCUUUUUCUUAUACAUUAUACAUGAUUGAUUUUGUUAUAAAUACAGCUAUAUUGAUUUAUUUUUAACAGAUUGCAUAUCUAUAACUGUGUCUAAUAGAUCACAUUGAAUGUUAACCUUGCAAGAGUGUCUUGUGUUAGCAGACUGUCUGCAUGCACGUCAUCCUAGGGGAGAAAGGAAUAAGAACUGUCAGUCAUGUUUUAAAUACUGUAUUAACAUAACAAUAAUAAAUGAUGUAUCCA